AUGUGUUUGCAGCCGCAGCGCUUUGUGGUUCUGCGUCUCUGUCUGAAGCUCUUCACAAGCCAGCUCGACAUGACGCUUUUUCACAUGCUGGGCCCAGGGCAAGCAGCUCCCGGCCACAGGUGUGGUGGUCUGGAGGCCCGGAACAUCACCCUCCCGGUGGCUCUCGGCCGUGCUUACCUGCAGAUAGCCCCAGGAUGGUGUCGUGGUACCCAGGACAGACUGAAGGAGCGCAGCGCGUGUGUGCACUGGGACGUGUCCGCAACCAGCCCUGAGUAUUCUGUAGAGAGGGUCCUGGGUCAUGUCCCCUGGAGCCAAGCAGCUGAGGUCUACAACAGCUUCAACAAGGGCGCGUUCCGAGUGUCUCUCUCUGAGGUGGCCUUACGAGGGGAACUUUCUCCAUCGUCAUCAACAGCAGCCUCGGUGAAUGCUUCAGGUGUGAACCGGAGCCCCUGUGGCCUCGGGAGGGGGGCACAGGAGGAGCAGCAGCAGGUGGAUCAGGGGACUACCAGGCAUCCGGGAGUUGUGAGCCCAGACGGGACGAGGCCUGGUGUCGUAUGGGGCCGAGGAGGCAGGGGAUACGGGCCGCUCUUCCGCCGAGACAAGUAUGAGCAUCGACUCGAUGCCUUCCACUCUGGGGGACUUUCUCUGUCUUUGCGGAGUCUGAGUCGCAGACAAUCGGACCUGUUCUCCUGCUUCCUCCACACACUACUGCGGGAUCAGGAGAGGCGCAUCUUUAGGCUCACCGUGGGGGACCCCCGACUGCAGCAAGCCCUCGACCACACGGCCCCCACAUCCAGAGCAACGACCUGCUGA
Molecule: messenger RNA, 813 nt
Organism: Knipowitschia caucasica
Lineage: Eukaryota; Metazoa; Chordata; Actinopteri; Gobiiformes; Gobiidae
Source: the annotation of a GenBank genome assembly